Klebsormidium nitens is the source of this 1712-nucleotide messenger RNA. The record is from the annotation of a GenBank genome assembly. NCBI's taxonomy places the organism in Eukaryota, Viridiplantae, Streptophyta, Klebsormidiophyceae, Klebsormidiales, Klebsormidiaceae.
GGACAACCGACGGCUGGGAAUGCUCAAGAGCUCCCCCCUAGCAAAAUUCCCUUCAGGCUUGCGUCUUCUCUAUCCAAUCUAGCGCUAGCGGGAAGGGCGCAUUUGAUUUGCAAGGCGCAGGGAGAGGUGCAUUUGAGAGCAGCCAUGGCGUCCUCCAUUGCAGCAGCUUCCCUGUCCUCUGCCACCAGUUUUGCUGCUGCCAGGACUUCACAGAAGCAGACCCGGGCCCAGGCGGCUGCUUUCGUCCAGCCAUCCCCAAAGCUUGGGUUCUUCCAGAGCAGUGCAUUCUCGCAACUCCCCACACAGACCCCUGUGCAGCAUGUUCAGCAGGCUAACAAGGGAGUCAGGGCAACUGCCGCCACUGCUCCUCCGAAGGCUAAGGCGAAGAAGGAGUCUAAGAAGGAUGAUGAGGGCAUCUCCGUGAAUCUCUUCAAGCCUAAGGAGCCGUACACUGGCAGGACACUUUUGAACACCAAGAUUGUUGGGGAUGACGCCCCUGGCGAGACCUGGCACAUGGUGUUCAGCCACGAAGGCAAGGUCCCCUACAGAGAGGGGCAGUCCAUCGGCAUUGUGCCUCCUGGCAUGGAUGCGAAUGGCAGGCCGCACAAGCUCCGGUUGUACUCCAUUGCUAGCAGCGCCCCUGGCGACUUUGGAGAUUACAAGACCGUUUCUCUUUGCGUCAAGCGGCUAGUAUACACAAAUGACAAGGGCGAGGAGGUGAAGGGAGUGUGCUCAAACUUCCUCUGCGACUUGAAGGCCGGCGAUGAGGUUCAGAUCACUGGACCUGUCGGAAAGGAGAUGCUGAUGCCCAAGGACCCUAACGCUAAUGUUAUCAUGCUCGGAACCGGCACUGGGAUUGCCCCCUUCCGCGGCUUCCUGUGGAAGAUGUUCUUUGAGAAACGGUCAGACUACAAGUUCAACGGGUUGGCCUGGUUGUUCCUGGGAGUUCCUACCAGCAGUUCCCUUCUGUACAGAGAGGAGUUCGAGUUGAUGCAGAAGAAGCACCCCAAGAACUUCCGGCUCGACUUUGCGGUGUCCCGUGAGCAGAAUAACGCGAAGGGCGAGAAGAUGUACAUCCAAACGCGGAUGGCCGAGUACGCCGAGGAGCUGUGGGGCCUGCUCAAGAAGGACAAUACGUACACCUACAUGUGCGGGCUCCGGGGCAUGGAGAAGGGGAUCGACGACAUCAUGACGUCACUCGCCCAGAGGGACGGCAUGGACUGGGCAGAGUACAAGAAGGAGUUGAAGAAGGACGAGCGGUGGAGCGUCGAGACUUAUUAGAAAAGGACGGCAGGUUUACAUUUUCCUCCACAGCGGUUGCCUGACAUAGUUGCCGAGUAGUGCCAGGUACCUUUAGGUAGAGUUGUUAGGAAACAUGUUGAAGGUAGUGCAGGCAUUUUGGAACGCUCCACGGCCUGGCUUUGCAAGGUUCAGGGCAGUCACUCGGCCUUGCAAACCAUGAAUGUUCAAACCUGAGUGAACCACUCAUGUACAGGUUCCGGACAAGCCACUUGAAACCGCGACUUUGCAAUUUCCAUUGCUUCUAUGCAAUUGACACACCUUGCUCCUUACAUUUCAUCUUCCUCACAUUACCAGUUGGUACGUAGUGCUUUCGGCUAGAUCGAAGUCCGGACUUGGUUCUUCUGCAAAAUACGUGGAUCAAGUGACGCUACAUAGCUGCGUGGCUCAGUCAUUAUGGUCGAUUCUCGCGG